Molecule: messenger RNA, 645 nt
Organism: Chaetura pelagica (chimney swift)
Lineage: Eukaryota; Metazoa; Chordata; Aves; Apodiformes; Apodidae
Gene: AFMID
Product: arylformamidase
Exons: 8
Molecular function (GO): hydrolase activity
Source: RefSeq, a predicted model, not a curated record
CUGGUCUAUAUUCACGGCGGAUACUGGCAGUGCUUGAGUAAAGAUGAGUCGGGGUUCGCAGCCCCCCCACUGGUGUCGCGGGGUGUGGCAGUUGUGGCGGUGGGCUAUGACAUAGCCCCUGAAGGCCACAUGGAUGCCAUGGUGCAGCAGGUGCGGCGCAGCCUGGCCUUCCUGGUGCAGAAGUACCCCAGCACCAGGGGCAUUUACCUGUGUGGACACUCGGCGGGGGCCCACCUGGCAGCCAUGGUGCUGUCCACAGACUGGACAGAGUACGGAGUGACACCGAACAUCAAAGGAGCUGUGCUGGUGAGCGGUGUGUACGACCUGGAGCCCAUCCUGCGCACCUACGUCAACGACGCGCUGGGCAUGACGUGGGAGGUGGCCCAGAGGAACAGCCCCAUGCUGUGUGUGGCCCCUGCAGCACCCGCAGCUGCUGCCUGCCAGGUGCUGGUGGCCGUGGCCCAGCAUGACUCCCCGGAGUUCCGCCGGCAGUCGCAGGAGUAUGGCCAGGCCCUGCGUGCAGCUGGCUGGUCAGUCUCCCUGCUGGAUAUCGCUGGUGUGGAUCACUUUGACAUCAUUGAGAAGCUGUCGGAGGAGAACUAUAUCCUCACCCAGGUGAUUCUGAACAUAAUUUCAAGAGCUUGA